CCAUUCCACUGCGAUCGACCGUACACUGGCAACGAGACGAUUUCCAUUGAGAAACUCUAUCGCGCUUCGAGCAAUAUGAUUCGACAAUUUCUACGAUGAUAUGGGUCGGGCCGGCGUCUGGGGGACCGAGACUGGGCAUAUGGAGGUUUUUCUUUCAAGGUCUUGCAUGGGAUUGGGCCUGCUUUUCAGACUAACGUCAGCAUUGCCUGGGUUUUACGGCAAGUUCACUUUCACGGACAGAUCGGGUACUUUUGCAUUACUUUGCGAAGUGGGGGUUUCUUUGUUUGUCCAAGCUAUUCCUGGGGUGGCACUGGCAAUUCAUGACUUCACCCAACUGACUUUAACCGUCAACUCAUCUGUAUCCAUGCUUUUGGUCAUGGUCUAUUGCUGCUUUACCCAACGUAGACACUACUCUUGGAGCUUAGCUCAUACCCAUGUCUUAGUGUUUGCGUUGUUUCGACGUUGCAAUGAAGUUCAAGUCAUGGCAAAGCUUUCCUUCCGAAAGCAGGUCAGAGAAAUAAAGGACAUGGUCUAUAAGGGCUGGAACGUAGAACUUACAGACUUCUUACUGAGACAAGUCAGUGUGAAAAGCGUUUCGCAGCGACCAGUGCCGAAGCUAAGGUACAUGAACUUGGCAGGUAGGGGUAGUUUUGCUGGUGCUUGUAAUCAAGGCGUUCAACCGAAUCGAGAGCAUCUGUGUGUAGACGAAGGUAAACAGACUCAUUGCGGUGAUAAUCUGAGCCAUUGACAUUGUCCACGGUAGCCAAGAACCUGAGGUUAGAGGUAGGGCACAGAGGUCGUUCGUACGGGCAUGAUAUGACCGGCUGUCUGAUCUUGAUGUUGACGUACAACUUGCAGUAGUAAUAAUAACCCUGAUAUCGGCGAGUCUAAAACAUGAAAGUGGAUGAUUGCCCAUGUUCGUUAAUCAACUUGGUGUGCGUCUGUGUCAUACGGUCUUGAUCGAUACGCCUUAGGCCCUGUGUUCACUCGUGUAUACUCCAAGUUCGACGUACACUAUCUGAACUAGAUUCUGCCCAGUUGUCCAAUGCUUGUCCUACGAGACACAUUUAGCCACUUGUCCCAUCCUCUACGUUAAUCACUGGCAUCCUAUUCAUCGCUGCU
Messenger RNA from Macroventuria anomochaeta, 1122 nucleotides. RefSeq lists its product as uncharacterized. Lineage: Eukaryota; Fungi; Ascomycota; Dothideomycetes; Pleosporales; Didymellaceae. The coding region runs from base 101 to 748 and encodes 215 amino acids. The transcript has a single exon. The record is from RefSeq and is a predicted model, not a curated record.